Molecule: messenger RNA, 3182 nt
Organism: Solenopsis invicta (red fire ant)
Lineage: Eukaryota; Metazoa; Arthropoda; Insecta; Hymenoptera; Formicidae
Gene: Pka-C3
Product: cAMP-dependent protein kinase catalytic subunit PRKX
Exons: 5
Coding region: 1914-2909 (331 amino acids)
Biological process (GO): protein phosphorylation
Molecular function (GO): ATP binding; protein serine/threonine kinase activity
Source: RefSeq, a predicted model, not a curated record
GGUAGCAAAAUGCAUCUGGACGAUCGCCAAAUUCAAAAAUAAGUCGAAUUUCGAAGGAAUCGCCCGAUCGUAAGCGGAUCGCUCCGUCCGUCGCGGCCGUUGAUACACGUUUUGCAACGGCAGUAACGUAUAGCCAAUUUACGAAACACCGCGACGCGACGGAGGAUAUCCGCUCCCACUAGACUUUGAUAUCUGCGCCGGAUCGCUCGCGUUGACAGGUGACUUUUACAUAUUGCUCUCUUCAAGCAGCGAUCUUCUCCAAGAAUGUAUCAAUAAAACUGUUGAUCCACACAACAUGAUUUACAAAAUGGACAGUCUCGUUCGGUCGAUCUCUCUUGGGAUUUCUCUCUCGGGCGAAUUUCGACAGUCCUCGUAUUUAUGGGAUAGGCGCGGCCCACGCUCUCGCUAAAACAAAGCCGAAGACUAAUUUAGAUCCAGACGAUCCGUAUUCUUUGCGCCCGCUUUUGUCGGCCACAUGGCUUUCCGGUAGGUCGCUUUAUCUCGAGGCGCCAUGGGUAUCGCGCCUCGAUCUUCCUCGAGAUCGAUCGCGGGUUCCUAUAAAUCUUUCCGGCUAGAUGGUACAGAGGCGAUGCUCAGCGAGAGUAAGCGCGAGGUGGGCGCGAAUGGGGGGUCAAAGGAAAGAGAGGGGGCAACAGAAGGAUAGACAGCCUUUUCAGACCCCUCGGUGACCAGUUUAGUUCUGGUUGGCAUCCGAGCUGCGUGCUGUGCAAGACCCAAGGGAACAAUGCCGCGGUAAUCAUCCUUCAGGCGGCGUUUACGAGAUUCACUGAUCGAUCAUUAAUUCGAUGAAUCGAUGAAUCGAUGAAUUUGACACGGGAAAAUGAUUCGAAAUGAUUCCGCCGCGAUGUGCUCCGCUGACCGAGGCGCUUGCUGUCGGAGAUCGCAUUGGUGCUAGUGCAGGCUGACGUUUCUGAGAAGCGAGCGGUUUAAUAGCUGCAACAAUCACUCACGUGCGCCGCUCAUUGUCAGCUGCUGCACGUCAAAGUUAAAUAAUGUGUUAUUCCGGAACGACGGAAAUGAAAAAAAAAAAUUUUUGAAUUGCACCGUGAGAGAGACGCGCGUUGAACUUUAGAACCACGGAUGACAGCUGCGAGGUAAACGGAGUUGAAAAACGCGUACCAGCGGUCUCACGAAGUGAACGGGUGAACGCUACCGCCGUUCCCCGAUUGCAAAUACCACUCGCGCGGUACCCGCAGAUCGGGAAUCGCGGCAACGCUCGCGUGACGGCGCUUCGAGACCGCGCUUUUUUUUUUUCUCGAAUGGUAUUUAAUUGGAGCAUGAGAAAGUCGUGGUGAUAAAAUUCGUGGCGAUAAAACCGCUCGCGUUGCCGCGCGGAAAGCGAACUCGUUUUUCAACGUUCGAACGCGCGUUUUAUCGCGGCACGCACUUGCCGCUGGUUAAAUGACACUUGUGAAAUCAACGCGCACAUUUUCACCGCUCCGAGCGAGAGUCGUAGGGAAGGCGGGUCGUUGACGGGGACAUUCGCCGACUCGCUUUCGAGCGGUGUGCGUUAUGAGAACACACUUCCUGAAGGCAGUACCGAUCGCUAAGUGUGUGUUUUCCAAUCCACGAGAAAUCCGAGAAACGCGCGCUAUCGCGCCUCGAAGACGAUCCAAGUGCCAACUGAUCUUUGCGGAUUUAAACUCACGAUCUUUACAUCGAAAAAAAAAAACUGACAAAAUCAUUUCUGGGAAGACACGUUACAAAUCCAAGUCACGAAGAGCAGAUAUGAGAACGAGUCGUCGUCGCCGGUACGUGGUCUAAGAAUACCGCGGUGUGGAUCGUUGAACCAGAGCCUCUCCUUUCUUCUUUCCGCGAGUGUCGAGGUGCCCGGGAGAAAUAAAUCAGAAACUUUCUCUGACGACGCUCGACUCGACAGUACUUCGUAAACGAUGUCGGGCGACACCACGUCCGACGAUGAGGGAUCGCAGGAGGAUCCGCCACGAUACGACAUCGAUGAUUUGGAAAUCAUCAAGACUAUCGGCACGGGUACAUUUGGCAGAGUGGUUCUCUGCAGGCAUCAUGGAACGCCUCUCGCUCUGAAAAUCCUCUCUAUGGUCGACGUGAUCAGAUUAAAGCAGGUUGAGCACUUGCGCAACGAAAUCACAAUCCUGAAGGAAGUUAAGCACCCUUUCAUUGUCAACAUGCUGUGGAGCGGCAGGGACGAGGCCAGGGUGUACAUGCUGUUGGAGUUCGUCGCUGGCGGAGAACUCUUCUCUUACCUGAGAGCAGCUGGGAGAUUCGCCGGACCUACGAGUUGUUUCUACGCGGCUGAAAUAGUUUGCGCUCUGGAUUAUCUGCAUAGCAAGCAUAUAGUUUACAGGGACCUCAAGCCGGAGAAUCUUCUCCUUGACAGUCAGGGUCAUCUCAAAAUUACCGAUUUUGGUUUCUCCAAGAAACUUACGGACAGAACAUGGACCUUGUGUGGUACGCCAGAAUACUUGGCGCCGGAAAUAAUUCAAAGUAAAGGACACAAUAAAGCCGUAGACUGGUGGGCGUUAGGCGUUUUAAUUUACGAGAUGUUGGCGGGCUAUCCGCCCUUCUUCGACGAUAAUCCUUUCGGGAUCUACGAGAAGAUCCUGAGCGGUAGGAUAGAAUGGCCGAAGCACGUGGAUCCCAUCGCGAAGGAUCUGAUCAAGAAGCUGUUGAUCGCCGACAGAACGAAGAGAUUGGGCAACAUGAGGCAGGGCGCUGAGGACGUCAAGAGGCAUCGAUGGUUCAAGCUAGUCGAAUGGCCUUUGGUGCCGCAAAGGGCCUUGACACCCCCGAUAAGGCCACGUGUGAAAACGCCGGGCGAUGCUAGCUGCUUCGACGAUUAUCCUGAAACCGACUGGCGUUCCCAACCACCCUUGCCACCAGACCAAUUAGCUCUAUUCCAGGAUUUUUGACAGCUAAUGUGACGACACCGUUGAAUAGUCACAAAUAUUCUACACAAUUCACAAAUUCAUCAAGGGCACCGCGCUAACUAAAAGAACUUAUUUUGUGGUAUAGAACACUCACGAUUGAUUGAUACGUUGAUAAUAAUUAAUUUUCCAUUCUGUACAUAGGUAACUUUUUAUAAUUUUGUUGCGUAUUAUUUAUUUGUACGUACGAUAGGCUAGGCAUUCCUCCUCGUUGUUUUCGUGAGAUUCUGUAAAUAAAGGUUGAACAGUCAAGUUUAA